ACAGCUGGCAUAUGUGAGGACCUGGAAGGGACAUGGCUUACCAUAUAGAGUUAUCCUUAAUAGCCACAUUUUCCCGUGUCAUCACUUGAUAUGCUUAUUGUCGCAGCAUGCAGUAAUACAGGUGCCCGGGGAAAAAACAGUCAUCGUUUAUUUUUGUGGAGUGCCGUGAUCUUGAAGUCAUGUGAAACCUGUUUCCCCUGAAAAGCCCUGCAGGCUUCUGAACAUCUGCAAGGAUACUAAAAAAUAAAAGCUUCUUCCCUUUUUCUGCAAGAAAAGAUGUAAGAGCAUCUGGGAUGGGAGCAGCCACGAGGGAAAUACGCAGGCAUCGUGCAGCACCAGUUGAAUUCACCCCUGAUCAGAUUGAAGAAUUUAAAGAAGCGUUCUCACUCUUCGACCGGACUCCCAAAUCUGAGAUGAAAAUCACAUACGCACAAUGUGGAGAUGUCUUGAGAGCUUUGGGGCAGAAUCCAACCCAGGCUGAGGUCAUGAAAGUGCUUGGCAGACCCAAACCGGAAGAAAUGAACUCCAAGAUGAUCGACUUUGAGACCUUCCUGCCCAUGCUCCAGCAUAUUGCCAAGACGAAAGACACAGGCACCUACGAGGACUUUGUGGAGGGUCUGCGCGUGUUCGACAAGGAGGGAAAUGGAACGGUGAUGGGGGCUGAACUCCGCCAUGUUUUGGCUACGCUGGGUGAGAGGUUGACUGAAGAGGAAGUUGAUAAGCUAAUGGCUGGUCAGGAAGAUGCCAAUGGCUGUAUCAACUACGAAGCUUUUGUGAAACAUAUCAUGGCUAACUGAACGCCAGGACAAGAUAGGCGCCGAGAACCCCAGAUGCUGGCCUUGGAUUUCAAUGUAAUGGAAUGUCUUCUCAUUUUUCAGCCCAGAUUCCCAUUACGGAGCUACAAAAUGUGCUGUCCCUAAAGUUAUUUGUAUAAAUGUUUUUUGUUUGUUUUGUCUUGUUUCUUCAUGGGAAGAGGGUGGCCUCUGUGGAGAUUCAAUACACUCAGGAAACGGAAGAAACUGGAAUCUGAACUAUGAAUACCUGGGCAUUGUAACUUUUUUUCUGAUACAGAAUAUAAAUAGCAAUACAAAAUUGUUAAGGGAGAGGGGAGAGAAGGGGAGUAAUUUUUUUCAUGACUAAAUCAAUCAAAAAAUGUAUUUGUCAUUUAGCCAUACCCUUCCCUCCCCUCCCCUCUUCCUUCCAAAACAACUGGACUGUUCUCUUCGUGUUUAUUGCGUUUGUAAAAAAAUAGCUGUAAGAGAAUAAGGGAGAAAAGAAACUAAACCAGUUGUAUAAAUCUCAUGUAUGCAAGGAAUACUCUUAAUCUUUAAGGAAAAGUAGUAAAAGUAGAAUGCCCAGCAAUCAGCAUGGCAUUUGUUGAACGUUGUUCGCAUGUUUCUCAGCUUUGGAAGAUACUACUUUUAACAUGUAAGAUGUAAAAGAAAAAACCAAAGCAAACCAGAAGUGUAUACAAUGUUUGCUAAAAUACAUCCCUUCUCCACAAGGAUUACUUCCCAUUCCAACAGUCUGACCUAUGAAACAAGUAAAAUGUCUUUCCCAGUGCAAACUGGAAAUUGUUCUUAUAUACAUAUCUUGGUUCUGUAGCUUUUCGCAGUAAAACUUGGGAUUCUUUGU
This is a messenger RNA of Pygoscelis adeliae (Adelie penguin), 1635 nucleotides long. It is a transcript of the gene MYL3, whose product is annotated as myosin, light chain 3, alkali; ventricular, skeletal, slow. Gene Ontology annotation, molecular function: calcium ion binding. The transcript has 7 exons. Gene Ontology annotation, cellular component: myosin II complex. NCBI's taxonomy places the organism in Eukaryota, Metazoa, Chordata, Aves, Sphenisciformes, Spheniscidae. The record is from RefSeq and is a predicted model, not a curated record. Bases 294 to 797 code for a protein of 167 amino acids.